Messenger RNA from Geodia barretti, 975 nucleotides. Lineage: Eukaryota; Metazoa; Porifera; Demospongiae; Tetractinellida; Geodiidae. The record is from the annotation of a GenBank genome assembly.
CUGCAGCAGCUUCAGGCUCUAGGGGAAUUUCAUGGCAACUUUGGUGCUUCUCAGCCCUCCAGCAGUUCUAUUCCCCCUCACAGGAGGCACACGUCAAUUGUGGUGACUCCUGUUUCAGCUCUGGUCCUCUACUACACCUCCAGUGAUGGAACUACUGACUAUGAGCUACUCAACGAGUCUCAGUUCAUGUUUCACACAGGGUUUCACCAGCAGUUGGCUGAGGGGAGCCUGACCUCACCAGAGGAUCCGGGCUCAGCCGCCAGUCUGGAGGCCAGGAUUGGCACCAGACUCCCAGAGAGGGAACUGCGUGUUCUCUACCGCAUCAGUACACUGACUGGAGUUGUCCUGGAGGAGGACGUGAUGGCUGUCGGGGCAGACACCAGCAGCCUCACCGUUGUACCAAACUGUGAGCAGACUGAGCUCCAUUACGCCAGACGCUGCCUGCACAGCUAUAUGAUGGAGGUGGUGAGAGAGAGGAAUGAGAUGGAGUACAGCAGCUGUAGAGAUAUCUCCUCCAGAGAGGCCUCCAUGCAGCUCUCACUAAUGACACCAGCAGAUAAUACACUCCCCAUCACCUUCCACUACCAGACUGUGUUCUCUCUCGUGAAAAGACUCAGCAUCCAUAUGUAUGCUGACAAAGCACUGAGCGGUCUCUUCCCGUGCCUGGUGGCUCUGGGCCUCGUGAGAGACAAGAUGGAGGAGUACACUCUGCAAGUUUCUGGAGAAGAGAGCUACAUUUACGGGCAAACAGAACUCAUUGCCUUUCGCCACAUUCGAAAGUGUAUUGUGAAAUCCGAACCGAUUCAUUUGUCAGUGACCGAAAAGAAACCAAUCGAAAUCGAAAGGCCGCACCAUUUCAGCAUUAUGCCGCUGGAUCCCUAUUCCACCGUCCCCAUGAAACACUAUGAACUGAGCAGCCUGAGUCCCAUUAGUCUGGAGGGGGUGUGGAGCUCCUGGGAGAUUGAAAGGAAAUUG